Messenger RNA from Amphibalanus amphitrite, 2781 nucleotides. RefSeq names its product ATP-dependent RNA helicase DDX54-like. The transcript has 16 exons. Gene Ontology annotation, molecular function: RNA binding; ATP binding; RNA helicase activity. The record is from RefSeq and is a predicted model, not a curated record. The coding region runs from base 217 to 2712 and encodes 831 amino acids. NCBI's taxonomy places the organism in Eukaryota, Metazoa, Arthropoda, Thecostraca, Balanomorpha, Balanidae. Gene Ontology annotation, cellular component: nucleus.
GACUGUCGAUUUUGAAUGCAGUUCUGUGUAGCACGUGUUGACUGUUGAUCGUGUUGGUAGUUCGCGUUGAUUUCGGUGUGGCGGGUGACCCUCACCCGAUGUUGAUUGUAAAAUUUUUAUCAAGCAAGUUCUAUAUAUGCCGUGAAUUUUAUCUAAAAUUUCAUAUACAAAUAAGUUGGCAUUUGCUUUUGGCUGGCUUUGAUUUAGAGUGACGAGAUGAAGCCUAAAGGGAAAAAGAAGGAUGACAAGUCAUUUGGCUUUGACGAUGAGCAGCCGGACGGUUUCGUGUCGGAUGCCGAAGAGCCGGACACUCGUCGGCUGGUGGCCGAGCAGAAUAGAAAUAAAAAGAAGUCCGGUGGAUUCCAGUCCAUGGGCUUCAGUAACAGCGUCUUCAAGGGCAUUACCAAGCGCGGAUACAAAGUGCCAACGCCCAUUCAGAGAAAGUGCAUCCCUGUGAUCCUCGAGGGCAAGGAUGUGGUGGCCAUGGCCCGCACUGGCAGCGGCAAGACGGCCUGCUUCCUGCUGCCAAUGCUGGAGCGGCUGCAGGUGGCCUCGGCGCAGGCUGGCGCUCGCGCGCUCAUCCUGUCGCCCACCCGGGAGCUGGCGCUGCAGACGCUGCGCUUUACCAAGGAGCUGGGCCGGUUUUCGAACCUGCGCGCGGCCGCUGUGCUCGGAGGUGACUCGAUGGAGGGACAGUUCUCGGCACUGCACGAGAAGCCGGACAUCAUCAUCGCCACGCCCGGCAGGUUCGUGCACGUCUGCGUGGAGAUGGAGCUGCGCCUGGACUCGAUCGAGUACGUCGUGUUCGACGAGGCCGACCGGCUGUUCGAGAUGGGGUUCGCCGAGCAGCUGCGCGAGAUCCUGGCCCGCCUGCCCGACACCCGACAGACGCUGCUGUUCUCUGCCACCCUGCCCGGCCUGCUGGUCGAGUUCGCCCGCGCCGGUCUCACCGACCCGGUCCUAGUCAGACUGGACGUGGAGUCGAAGCUGUCUGAGCAGCUGCGGCUGGCCUACCUGCGCUGCCGGGAGGACGAGCGCAGUCUGGUGCUGCUGCACCUGCUGCAGCACGUGGUGCCCGCCGGACAGCAGACUGUCGUGUUCGCCGCCACCAAACAUCACGUCGAGUACAUCCGGCUGCUUCUGGAGAAGGCGGGCAUCAGCGCGACGUUCCUGUACUCGGACCUGGACCCGGCCGCGCGGAAAAUCAACACAGACAAGUUUCGACACAAGAGGGUGGACGUGCUGGUGGUGACGGACGUGGCGGCGCGCGGUAUCGACAUCCCCCACUUGGACAAUGUUAUCAACUACAACUUCCCGGCCAAACCCAAACUGUUCGUGCACAGAGUCGGCCGUGUGGCGCGUGCCGGUCGCCAGGGCACCGCCUACUCGAUCCUGAUCCAUAACGAGAUGCCGUACCUGCUGGAUCUGUACCUGUUUCUGGGCUCCAAGCUCACGUUCACACCCAACACCAGUCUGGACGAGGACGUCGACUGGCACGGGUACGUGGGCACGGUGCCCCAGGAGCUGGUCGACGUCGACUCGGAGCAGAUGCAGCUGUGGCACAGCAGCUCCAGCGACCUGCGUUCGGCGCUCCAGAGCAGCCGGAAUGCGUUCAAGCAGUACCUGCGCUCUCGGCCGGCCGCCUCUCUGGCCAGCGUGAAGCGGCUCAAGGAGGAGAGCUCGCGCUCGCUCGGCGUGCACCCCCUCCUGCGGACGGCCGGGGCGACGGCGGCGGACGAUACACGAGCACAGCUGCUCGACGCCGUCAGAAGCUACAAGUCAUCACGGACGAUCUUCGAAAUCGGCGUCACCACACAUCAGAACGGUGCCAAGGUGAUGAAGCAGAAGCGAAAUAAAGACGAGCAUGUCAUUGAGCGUGCUGCCGCCAAACGGAAGGCCGAAGAACUAGAGGAAGAAGGAGAUGGCGACGAAACCGCUGAAGAGAAGUCGGCCGAACCUGAGCGGGUGGCACUAGCAGCGUCCUCGGAGCAGGACAUCAGCGACACAUUCAGCCGCGUGGUUCAGGAGCGCAAGUUCGACCACCGACAACGAGAUCGCAAUAAACGCCGCAAGAUGGUGCAAACCGGCAAAGAUGAGGAAAACUAUAUCCCCUAUCAGGCCAAGGAUCAUCACACAGAAGCCGGGUAUUCGGUGACGAGCGCCUUCGAACGCGAUGCCAACGAAGCGGUACUCGAUCUCACGAUGGAUGACGACACGCGACACAAACUCAAAUCACAAACGAAACGCUGGGACCCCAAGAAAAAGAAAUACGUCGGGCAGUCUAACGACGGAAAGAACAAAAAGAUUCGCACGGAGUCGGGCGUCUGGAUCCCGGCCACCUUCCAGAAGGCGGGCAAGUAUGAUGAGUGGAAGCGGAAGACGCAGGUGGACGCCCGGGAGGAGGACGAAGAGGACGCGGCGCCGGCUCGGCGCGGGGGCCGCGGCGUCAAAGUCAUCCGACACCGAAAGAAUCAGUCUGGCCCGGCCCUGGGCGCAGGCGGGCCGCACUCCAAACGGCCCGAGAUGCGCUCCAAGGACCAGAUUCUCAAGCAGCGUGACCAGCUGGAACGGCGGAGGAAGCGGAGCACCGUCGGCGUCGGCAAGAACCGCGGGGGAAAGUCGCGCGGCGGCGGUGGCGGCAGAGGGGGCGGUGCGCCGAGAAGGGGCGGCAGCAAAGGCGGAGGACGCGGGCGGGGCAAGGGCAGGCGGUAGGGACUUUUUUGUUUUGAACAGUCGACUGUGUUUGUGCUCUUUAUUAAUAAUAUAUUAUGUCAUGGAUGA